Messenger RNA from Arachis stenosperma, 1282 nucleotides. RefSeq lists its product as uncharacterized. The record is from RefSeq and is a predicted model, not a curated record. The transcript has 5 exons. Lineage: Eukaryota; Viridiplantae; Streptophyta; Magnoliopsida; Fabales; Fabaceae. The coding region runs from base 555 to 1028 and encodes 157 amino acids.
CCCCUUGUUCGUCUCUCUCGUUCUCCAAUUUUGGUGAAAAAAGAUGCUGGACCAUUGAAUCAUUCACCCACUUCCAUUUUACUUCUUGUCUCCUCAUCUCACACAUUUCUCACCUGUCCUGCUGUGUCAUCCACUCUGCAACAUGCAUUUCUCACCUGUCCGGUCAAGAGAAUUGUAAUGUUAUAUAUUUUCCAUUCAAGAGACUGAGGAGGCUUCCAUUGGUUUGAUAUUUGUAGAUGACAAGCUUUCAACUUGGCGUGCCCAGCAUUUUAUAUGUUCUUGCCGGCUCCUGUUUGUUCAUAGCAGGUGUCUAUCUUUGCGUAUGGGCAAACAGGUUCGGUGAAAACUUAUACAAUGAUUAGGGCAGCCCUGAUGCUCCAGAUUUGGAAGGGUUGAUACCACCUUCUCUAGAACAGAUAUUUCAGACUAGUCAAUCUCUGAAAGAUCAGGGUUGGAAGUACAAAAUGCAGGUUGGUACCUAGUAUACUUCGUCCUGGUUUUCAUGUGGUUAUACCUAUGAAUGGGAGCUGAAAUAUUUUGUGAGAAGGACACAGAUGAAUGAACAAUCAUCUAGAAGCCAUUUUGUCCUUACUUUGCGUAUUUGUGGGAUAAAUGAGGUUGAUUCUGUUGAAAAGCUGGAUAAGUUGCUUGCAGAAUGUAAGGCACUUGGAGUUGAAACACAACCAAUGGUUAUAGGUGAAUUAGGAAUCAUUCCCUUGUUCUCUUGGUACCAUGAGAGCUUUGACAGAGAGAAGGACAUAACGGGAUUUCACAUCCCGCCUUUGGAGAUGGCAUGUAAAGACUUCCAUGUGUGUAAGUGGCCACAAGGACUUUCAAAUGGAGAUAUGUCCCUUUCAAUGUAUUUUGAUGCCAUGAAUGAUAAGCAACUGGAGAUGAUGAAGGAGGUUAAGAUAAAAUGUGAUCACAUUAUUACCUUUUCCCAUUUUGUUCCAAGGCAGGAACUGUGUCCAGAGAAGAGGAUGUUAUUUUAUCCUAAGCUUCCAAAUAUAAUUGGUUCAGACUCUUGAAAAUAGAAUAAGGUCUAUUCAUGGUGCUGAGGGAAGGAAGGAUGCAUCAUCUGCUUGCCAUGUGUUGAUGCUGUUGUUGAUUGUAUCAGAUAUUUGUACAUUAUCAUUCUAGCUUAUAGGUAAAUGUUGAUUGUAGAAUUUCACCAAAUGUUAGAAAUAUAGGCAUUUAUGUGUUUCUUCCCAUCAGUUUAAUCUUUUGGAAUAAAUGGUUCAUCACACGGUAUCAGAACUUGUAUGAUCUAAACUGUUUUCAA